CCUAUGUCUGGAUUUUCACUGGGCAAAAAUAGUGAACAAAACGCUGUUUUUAAAAUGACGACCUCAUCUAACAACAACAGCGAAAAUGAACUUACCUUAUCGGGUAUUUGUUGUCCCAUAACGGCCUUGUUCCGUCGCUACCAACAAAUUAAGUACGAACAUCUUGUUGCUGGUGUUGCUGGUGGAGUGGUUUCUAGUACAAUCCUCCAUCCUCUGGACACGAUAAGAACCAGAUUAGCAGUAAAUGGCAGUCGUUUGAUCUGUGCUGGUGUCCAACGUCCUCAUUACGGGGGACUCGUCGACGUUCUGACAAGCAUGACGCGAGCCAACGGCAUUCACGGUUUGUACAGGGGAGUGACGCUGGGCAUACUGACCGCCGGAUGUACUUGGGGCUCCUACUUUUUCUUUUACGACGCACUCAAAGCAGAGCUGCAGCGUGACGACCCUGGAAAACCAUUAGGUCCAGCACGCCAUAUGAUGGCGGCCGCCGAAGCUGGAAUAGUCACUCUCAUCUUGACUAAUCCCAUCUGGGUGAUCAAGACUCGACUGUGUCUCCAAUUCGGUGACGAUUCUCAAUGCGUCUCGGAGCAGAAACGUUACAAGGGAAUAAUGGAUGCACUGGUGAAAACUUACCGUUACGAAGGGAUUCGAGGUUUGUACAGAGGAUUCCUUCCUGGAGUGUUUGGCGUUUCGCACAGUGCCAUCCAGUUUAUGGUCUACGAAGAAAUGAAAAACGGUUACAACAAUCACCGAAACAUGUCCAUCGACUCUAGAAUGCAGAGUACGAUGACGUAUUUAUCUUUUGCUGCCAUGUCCAAGUUGGUUGCGGUCAUGGCCACUUAUCCUUACCAAUUGAUGCGUACUCGUAUGCAAGACCAAUAUCACGAACAUAACGGCGUAAUCGACAUGCUGACGCGAACAUGGAGACAUGAAGGAAUACGAGGAUUCUACAAGGGAAUGCUGCCCACGUUGUUGAGGGUUACACCAGCGACUGCCAUCACGUUUGUCGUCUACGAAAACGUGUCACACCAUCUGAUUACAACGGCAUCUAGCAGCGCAAGCCAAACUGAUGACAGUAGCAGUUUAACAAGUGCCCCUCUUACUCCAGCUGUUCUCUAGAAGUCGGCCAUCAUGAAAACUUUUAAAUGUUAUUAUUA
Messenger RNA from Daphnia carinata, 1157 nucleotides. RefSeq names its product mitochondrial folate transporter/carrier-like. The transcript has 6 exons. Gene Ontology annotation, cellular component: mitochondrion. NCBI's taxonomy places the organism in Eukaryota, Metazoa, Arthropoda, Branchiopoda, Diplostraca, Daphniidae. Gene Ontology annotation, molecular function: folic acid transmembrane transporter activity; FAD transmembrane transporter activity. Bases 4 to 1119 code for a protein of 371 amino acids. The record is from RefSeq and is a predicted model, not a curated record. Gene Ontology annotation, biological process: folate import into mitochondrion; nucleotide transport.